UUCCGUUCACCCUGUCAACGACGUUCAAAAUAUCGGAAAAAGUCUCUCUCUCUCUCUCUCUCUCAUCGUAGAAUUGAGAGAGAGAAAGUAAUAUUAGGGUUUCAAUUUCAGUUUUCCAGUCGAAUCCCUGAGCUCUAUUUCCGAGGGCGUGGUUUCUUCUUCUUCUUCCGCAGAUCUUCAAUCGUGGCAUCAAUGCAAGUUCUCUUGUCGCUCUUCACUUUCUUCAUCCCUCGGUCUACCUCACCAAUUCUAAUUCGCAAUCACCCGAUUCUAAGGUCGGUCGCUCCCUUAAUUCCAACUUCGCAUUAGAACCCCUGUUGCGAAUACAAUACCAGCGCUCGAUGCUGUGAUUUUUGGCCCCAGGUGAAUUUUUGGUGGUGGUGGUGGUGGUGGUUUUUUAGAAGGAAUUGUACCUGGGCCUAGAGUUAGGGUUUUGUGGAUAUGAUUAAGCAGAUUUUGGGUAAGCUUCCGCGGAAGCCUUCAUCGAAAUCGGCGCACGGUGAUACGAACACUGAUGGAACUAUGAAUUCCUCCAACUUGAGCUCGAAAAGCAAUUCAACUUCUGGGAAAGGUUCAAACUUGGGUUCUGGUGCUACUCGAUCUAGUAAUGGGACAUAUGCUGCACAGCCAUUGGGUGCUCUUAAAUCGAAUCAAGGGAAGAAAUCUGGUCCCUUGGCUGCCCAAGUGGGUCCAGUGACAAGCUCUGGGACGUAUGAAGCCUUGCCAAGUUUUCGCGACGUGCCGAAUUCGGAGAAAGUUAGUCUUUUCCUUAGAAAGUUGAGAAUGUGUUCUGUUGUAUUUGAUUUCAGUGAUCCAUCCAAGAAUCUGAAAGAGAAGGAUAUAAAGCGGCAGACAUUGCUUGAGCUUGUUGACUAUAUGUCCUCUGCACCUUCCAAGUUCAAUGAGGUCACCAUGCAGGAAAUGACAAAAAUGGUAGCUUCCAACAUAUUCAGAACUUUGCCAUCUUCUAAUCAUGAAAACAAGUUGCCUGAUAUUUAUGACGCGGAAGAGGAGGAACCGGCAAUGGAUCCAUCAUGGCCUCAUCUCCAGAUUGUGUACGAAUUUCUACUUAGAUUUGUGGCUUCCUCGGAGACAGAUGCCAAACUUGCCAAAAGAUACAUAGACCACUCAUUUGUACUGAGAUUGCUAGACUUGUUUGACUCCGAGGAUCAAAGGGAGAGGGAGUACUUGAAGACAAUCCUUCACCGCAUUUAUGGGAAGUUUAUGGUGCAUCGACCAUUCAUUAGGAAAGCCAUCAACAAUAUCUUCUAUCAUUUUAUCUUUGAGACAGAGAGGCACAAUGGGAUAGCGGAAUUACUUGAGAUCUUGGGCAGUAUAAUUAAUGGGUUUGCCCUGCCUUUAAAGGAAGAGCACAAACUUUUCCUUGUCCGUGCUUUGAUUCCACUUCACAAGCCCAAGUGUGUUGCCAUGUACCACCAGCAGCUCUCAUAUUGCAUCACGCAGUUUGUGGAAAAAGACUUCAAGCUAUCUGACACAGUAAUUCGGGGUCUAUUGAAGUAUUGGCCUAUUACUAAUAGUUCAAAGGAGGUGAUGUUCCUUGGUGAGCUAGAGGAAGUUCUAGAAGCCACCCAGGCUGCAGAAUUUCAGCGCUGCAUGGUUCCUCUUUUCCGUCAAAUUGGACGAUGCCUCAAUAGCUCACAUUUCCAGGUGGCUGAGCGGGCGCUGUUUCUCUGGAACAAUGAUCACAUUAGGAAUCUGAUCACGCAGAAUCGUAAAGUGAUAUUACCCAUAAUUUUCCCAGCAUUAGAAAGAAAUAUGCGAAGUCAUUGGAACCAAGCUGUGCAAAGUCUAACACUAAAUGUGAGGAAGAUAUUUUCAGAUGCUGAUCAAGCCCUUUUUGAUGAAUGCCUGUUUAAAUUUCAAGAAGAUGAAGCUAAGGAGAAGGUGGCUCUAGAGAAGCGGGAAUUAACCUGGAAGCGCUUGGAAGACCUGGCUGCUUCAAAGGCUGUAAGCAAUGAGGCUGUGCUCGUCUCUAAAUUCAACUCUUCUGUUGUCAUUGCUAGCAGCACAAGUCCCCGUACUACUGUGGGUAGUUGAGACCUGCCAGAAAUGCAAAUUCCAGCUAUUCCUCUUGGUGCCUAUCCGCAAAACCAUGGCCAUAGUUUAGGGAUCAACCAAUACCCCAAAUGAAGUUUAGGGAUUGGUACGCCACUUCUCUACUGUUUAUUAACUAUAAGAUUGCAAGUUAAUUGUGAAGUUAGGACUCUGUGCAUAUCGAGGUGGGUUCAUUUACCAUUUUCCUCUUGGGGUUUCUGGUUUAUUCCUGUUUCUCUUGUUUAGCCAUGGAGGUGCAAGUGUGUGUAUCAUAUAAGGAAUCUGUUUUAUAGAGUUAGCAUUUUGCCGGA
Molecule: messenger RNA, 2366 nt
Organism: Diospyros lotus (date-plum)
Lineage: Eukaryota; Viridiplantae; Streptophyta; Magnoliopsida; Ericales; Ebenaceae
Product: serine/threonine protein phosphatase 2A 59 kDa regulatory subunit B' gamma isoform
Exons: 3
Coding region: 442-2058 (538 amino acids)
Biological process (GO): signal transduction
Cellular component (GO): protein phosphatase type 2A complex
Molecular function (GO): protein phosphatase regulator activity
Source: RefSeq, a predicted model, not a curated record